Messenger RNA from Brassica oleracea var. oleracea, 936 nucleotides. Its product is annotated as truncated transcription factor CAULIFLOWER D. NCBI's taxonomy places the organism in Eukaryota, Viridiplantae, Streptophyta, Magnoliopsida, Brassicales, Brassicaceae. The coding region runs from base 34 to 774 and encodes 246 amino acids. Gene Ontology annotation, biological process: regulation of transcription by RNA polymerase II. Gene Ontology annotation, molecular function: RNA polymerase II cis-regulatory region sequence-specific DNA binding; DNA-binding transcription factor activity, RNA polymerase II-specific; protein dimerization activity. The transcript has 10 exons. The record is from RefSeq and is a predicted model, not a curated record.
ACAAGUUUUGAUUAUUUGCAGUGAUCAUUGGAUAUGGGUCGGGCCAAAUUGGAGAUAAAGCCGAUACAGAAGAGUACGAACAGGCAAAUUACGUACUCAAAACGUAAAAAAGGUUUAAUAAAAAAGGCCUAUGAGUUGUCAACACUUUGUGAUAUCGAUCUUGCCCUACUCAUGUUUUCCCCAUCUGAUCGCCUAUGUAUCUUUUCCAGUGAGACCAGGAUUGAAGACGUUCUUGCGAAGUACAUCAAUCUCCCUGAUCAAGAAAGAGAGAAUGCUAUAGUUUUCCCUGAUCGAAGCAAACGCCAAGGUAUCCAAAACAAAGAGUAUUUGUUAAGGACUCUUGAACAACUCAAAACCGAGAACGACAUGGCCUUCCAAAUCAACGAACCUCGCUAUGAAGCUAUCCACUCCGAUGUCAAGGAACUUGAGAAAGAGCUUUGUAGAUUACAACAACAGCUUCAGAUUUCUGAGGAAGAACUGAGGAAAUUCGAACCCGAUCCAGUGAGGUUUACAUCAAUGGAGGAAAUGGAAGCAUGUGAAAAUCAUCUUCUUAGUACUCUUACUCGUAUGGUUCAGAGAAGGGAACAUUUGUUGAGCAGAUCCUUCGAAGCACCAAGUACCCAACAGAGCAUAGAAAAUAUUGAAGGCUGGGAGCCUGAGGCUGAAUUCAAACAAGCCCGUAUAAUAGCGAACUCAGCCUAUGCAUCAAAUCAGUUAAGUUAUGAUCUGCCGUUGCAAGGAAUUAUCUCAAAUCCAACCCAAACUCCAAAAUGAUGUUUGGGUGAAUCGCAAAAAUGCAAUGUUGUUGACAAAAAUAAAACAGUGCGUAUUUCCUAUGUCAGUGCCUAAACUCCUAUGGUUUUUAUCUUUCAGAUUCUGAAGUCUGAACUAUUUGUGUAAUAAAGUUUGAAAAUGUUAUUUUGUUAGAACUUAGAA